Carya illinoinensis is the source of this 2372-nucleotide messenger RNA. Its product is annotated as protein SEEDLING PLASTID DEVELOPMENT 1. Lineage: Eukaryota; Viridiplantae; Streptophyta; Magnoliopsida; Fagales; Juglandaceae. The record is from RefSeq and is a predicted model, not a curated record. Gene Ontology annotation, molecular function: ATP hydrolysis activity. Bases 162 to 2135 code for a protein of 657 amino acids. The transcript has 9 exons.
GUCGAAGUCGUGGCUGCUAAUCAUCUCUCUGGUCCUCUUCUCCACUUUCUCUUUUCUUCGACAUUUCAAUUCCAGAGCUACAGCUGCGGAGCUCCACUUGCUACACAAGUCUUCCCAAAUCUCCUUUUGAAUCCCAAAGCCCGGGCUUCUCUUCCCGCUCAAUGCUGUAUUCUCCUCUGUUUCGUCACCACCAACUUCCCCAAACCACUCCACUUUUAUAUCAACCACUAUCCCCACUUCCUAUAAUCCAAUCCAAAACCUCCUCUUCCUACCACUUCCCACCCCGCCCUUUUCUUCCUGCGUUUAUCACAAAAACUCCAUAUGGACGUCCAAAUUCUUCUCUUUGUUCUUCGAGUUUGAACUCUUCAGCUCGCCCUUUGACAGACGGAGAUGAUUUUGAUGUUGAAUUGGGCCGCCUUUUGGCAUUAUUGCCGGAACAAAUGCGGCGGAGGGUUAGCGAGCACCCGGAGCUUCAUCAGUUGAUUGAAGUGGUUAUGGAUUUAGGUCGGAAGCCUCUUGCUCGGUUUCCAUCUGGAGACUUUGUUUUAUCGGAUUCCCCGAUCACGGCUGAGGAUCUUGAACAUGCCACGUCUCAGGUUGGUGACUUUGUGGUCGACAAUCGAGCAGGCAUUAGCAGGACAUUACACCGCAUUAGUGCCAUAAGGAAUAGAAAAGGUGCAAUUAUUGGUUUAACUUGUCGAGUUGGUCGGGCAAUAUCUGGUAGUGCUAAUUUGCUGCGAGAUUUGGUGCAAGAUGGGGCUUCCUUGUUGCUCAUAGGACCUCCAGGUGUGGGAAAAACUACAAUUAUUCGGGAAAUAGCCCGAAUGCUUGCAAAUGAUUACAAGAAACGUGUUAUGAUUGUUGACACCUCCAAUGAGAUAGGUGGGGAUGGUGAUAUACCCCAUGCAGGAAUAGGGAAUGCACGUCGGAUGCAAGUCCCCAACUCUGAAGUGCAGCAUAAGGUACUGAUAGAAGCAGUUGAAAAUCAUAUGCCACAAGUGAUUGUGAUAGAUGAAAUUGGAACAAAACUUGAAGCAAUGGCUGCAAGCACUAUAGCGCAACGUGGUAUUCAGCUAGUUGCUACUGCUCAUGGAGUAACAAUUGAGAACUUGAUAAUGAAUCCAGCAUUAGAGAUGCUUAUUGGAGGAAUACAGAGUGUGACACUAGGUGAUGAAGAGGCCAGUCGAAGAGGUGUCCAGAAAACAGUUUUGGAAAGGAAAGGACCUUCAACAUUUAGUUGUGGGGUGGAGAUAAUUUCAAAGACUGAGUUGCGAGUUUAUCGUAGCCUAGAGUCAACAGUGGAUGCCAUUCUCUCCGGUCGUUUUCCAAAUGUUGAAGUUCGCAAGAUGAGUUCUCAGGAAAUGAAAGAAACCAUAGAAAGGGAACUUCUUAUUAGCACUUCCUCUGAUGAGGAAAAUGAGAUUGUGGUUGAAUUGACUCCAGGGAUAACCAAUGAUACUUUCACUUCUGAGGUCCCUGCAAAGAUAGGAGAGGAGUGUUGGGAAGAAAGGGUUCCCCUUCACCUAUUUGUUUAUGGGAUCCUUGAGGCGAGCGUGAUUCAAGUGAUAAAACAGUUGAAAAUAACUGAUGCUGCCAUUCUGUUAACUGAUAAUAUCAGUGAGGCAGAUGCAAUACUUGCCAUGCAAUCAAAACUCAAGAAGAAUUCCAGGAUUCAAGCUGCUGCUAAAUCUCAUUGCAUACCCAUUCAUGUGACUAAGACAAGCUCGUUGGAUCAAAUAACAAAGGCAAUAAGGGCAUUAAUGAGUGAUAUUAAAGAUGGUCUGAAGGAUUCUGAACCAGUAGACGGGAUGAAAUCAUCUGAGAAGCUUGAUGCCUUGGAGGAGGCAAGGAUAGCCAUUGAGCAGGUAGUCAUUCCAAAAGGGGAACCUGUGGAGCUACUGCCAAGGCCAUCCAAUAUAAUGUCUCUGCAGAUGGAACUUAUUCGAAAGUACCAACUGGAAGCAGAGAAAAUUGGAACAGAGUCAGAUAGACGCCUCCGCAUCCUUCCCUUCCAUAAGGGAAAAACCAGUGAUACAGAUGGUGCUCAUGGAGGAUUUGAUGACUUUGUCGGUGCUGAUGGCAACAUAAAUGGUUCAUUCUACAGCGUGGACAGAUUACCUUUAUUGCCUGAUUAAAAUGUUGUGUAUAUAUACUGGGCUUUGCUCCCUAUCAACAUUGUAAUUUUUAUAGCAGCCUUACGAGCUCCCAUUGCAGGGUCGUCGCAACUCAUUUGAUUUUGCAGUUGAUGGUGGCUUGACUUACAAUUUUUUUUUUUUAGGCAUUGCCAUAUCAGAACUCAAAGGCAUUUCUGAAGAAUUACCACCACAAGUACAUUGGUGCUGAUUGAAAUAUUUAUCUUCCAUUUUCAUGUU